Molecule: messenger RNA, 3674 nt
Organism: Drosophila miranda
Lineage: Eukaryota; Metazoa; Arthropoda; Insecta; Diptera; Drosophilidae
Product: structural maintenance of chromosomes protein 6-like
Exons: 12
Coding region: 186-3449 (1087 amino acids)
Biological process (GO): double-strand break repair via homologous recombination
Cellular component (GO): site of double-strand break; nucleus; Smc5-Smc6 complex
Molecular function (GO): ATP hydrolysis activity; damaged DNA binding; single-stranded DNA binding
Source: RefSeq, a predicted model, not a curated record
UUAUCAAAACCAAAGCCAACAACUAGAACUAAAGAAAAAUCAUAGUUUUGUGUGCAUUUUUCAGCCCGAAACCUCGUUUCUAGAUAGCGAACAUCUCCGAGUAAGUACUGCCCCUACAACAAUUUUUGCUGUUGGGCGUCCUGGUGCUUACGAAAAUUCGCCCGAGCUUUUUGCUUUCAGAGAAUAUGUACAUAAAUCGUAUAUCAGAAUGCAACAUGCAGAACAAACGUACAAAUGGAGAUAGUUCUUCCUCGAUCGAGAUUGCCACCACAGUCGCAGAAGAGUACAAGAUAGAAACUGUCGAGCAGGACAUGGAAAACAACACGUGGAGUCCACAGUCGACAGGUUCACGCAAUUCGCAGCGAUCAUCUUCGUCAUCAAAUCUUUCGUUGCUUUACGAACCAGAGUUGCCAAGUGACUUCAAUCGCUGCGGGAAGGUCAUAUCCAUACACGUGGAGAAUUUCAUGUGCCAUGAGAAUUUUACGGUCGAGUUUGGACCCAAUACCAAUUUUCUGGUGGGCAAAAACGGGAGUGGCAAAAGUGCCACGAUCACAGCCCUGACCGUGGGUCUGGGCGGCACCGCACGCGCCACUAGCCAUGCGACCAGCAUAACGAAGCUCAUCAAAAACGGCCAAAAGGCAGCCAAAAUCGAAAUAACCCUGUGUAAUAUUGGAUGGAACCGAUUCGAUGCGGAACAUAUGGGACCGCAUCUGACGGUGGUGCGGCACAUACGCCAAUCAUCCUCGACCUAUGAGCUAAAGGAUGCACGCGGUAGAAUCGUCUCGAGGAAAUUAGAUGAUGUUAAGCGCCUGCUGCGCCGCUUUUGCAUUCAUGUCGAGAAUCCCGUUUUUGUGCUCAACCAGGGGGCUUCACGGGAAUUUCUUAAAAAACUGGAUCCAAAGUCAAAUUUCACACUCCUGAUGAAGGCAACGCAGCUGGAUAUUUGUCUGAAUGAUCUCGACGAAUGUCUUGUGAAACGCAAAAACCUACGCCGAGCUCUGGAAAGACUUAAAUUGAGAAAGCAAAUAUCGGAACAACUGGUGGCCGCCGAGGAAGAAAAAUUAGCCAGACUCAAGGAUAGGGAAGCAGUCAAGUUGAAGUUAGAAGAAGCCAGCAACCAGCUCGCUUGGCUGGCGGUGGGCCAGCAAGAGGAGGAGCUGGCCAACUGGGAGCAGAUGAUUCAACUAAUGGAAGCCAAGAAGGCCAAGCUGAAGGCAGCCAAAGCCCAGGAGGACUCCACACAAGCCAAACUCACGCUACAGUUGAGCAAAUUCGAGGAAAUGAAACAGCAGAACCAAGAUGUCUACAAAACGCACGAGACAGAGUUGCGUGAAGCCAUGACCAUAAUGCAGGAGCAUCUUUCCAAAGUCAGCAAUAUCCGAACACAAAUGAAAAAUGCCGAAAAAAUCCUGAGCGAGGAGCAGCACGACUACGAAUAUUAUCGCGGCGACUAUGCCCGGAUUAGACAGAAAAGCGUGGAGAACACGGACAGAGCGGUGGAGCUCAAGCAGCUGAUCGCCGAUAGAGAGGCACUCGUUAAGCAGCUCCGAGAGGAGCUACUGGUGACCAAAGAACGAUUGAGUUCUGUGCGCGAACAGGUGAAUGCCCGACGACUCGAGAGAAACGAAAUGCAACAAUCCACGCAAAAAAUCCAAUUGGAUAUUGAGACGCUUGUUCGGAACAAAACCAACAAACUGGCGAUUAAUGUCGAUUGUGCUCUGCGCUCGAAGUAUAGCGGCCCGAACCAGCACCGAAUGCCGCGCGGUCCUCUUGGCCAAUACAUAACCGCAGUCAAUCCCAAGUACAGGGAUCUGAUCGUGAACCAGCUAUCCAAAUGCCUGGGUUCAUACAUUGCCAGCUCGCACGAGGACAGUCAAUCGUUGAGAGCCCUGCUCCAGAGGUUCUAUGGCAAUAAUGUGCCAACGAUCAUUACAAGCGCUUUCACAGAACGCGUUUACAAUGUGUCCAAAUUCAAAGUUCAAGCCACUACGCCGAACACCACAGUACUGAUCGAUGAAAUCAGCUGCGAUGAUCCGGUUGUUAUGAACUACCUAAUUGAUUUGAUGCGUAUCGAAACAGUGCUGGUGACCGAGUCCAAAGAGAUCGCCGAAUUUCUCACAUCCGACACAGAGAACGUGCCGCCCAACUUGACGCGUGUGCUGGUGCCAGGCCUCGGGUUGGAGUGCACACCUCCCCCCAAGUAUUCGUUUCGUUCAUGCCCAGGCCGAUACGUGCAUGUGGACAAUCGCAUCGAGCAGCUGCAGGACGAGCAGCGUAGUCUGCAGGAGCGUGCGGUAUCUCUGGAAGCGGACUAUAAUACACAGACGGAAAUGCAAAAAAGCAUCGCUCUGGAAGUGGCCAAAAAGACAUCCGAAAUCGAUCAGUGUCUUGCCGAAGUACAAGAGGCUACCCAAGAGAUUAUGGAAAUAGGAAACACCGAGUAUCUGCCAGAAGAAGAUCGUCUGAUUGCCGAUUGCCGUGAGAGAAUCGAGAAGUGGCAAGAAGAACGCUGUGAGCUGCAGCUGAAACUUGACGAAAGCGAAGAUCUUCAGGCCCAAUAUGAAGCUAAGAAAUCCGUUGAAUUGAAGGCCCUCGAGGAGAUUACCAAACAGAUGGAGAGCCUCGAGGCGAAGGCCCACGAAGUGUCCGAAAAAAAGCGUACCCUGGACAGUGAACUCUCGCAAAAGAAUCGCAGUCUCCAAAAAAUGGUAGAGCUGCUGCGAAAUCAGAAAACAGUUAAACAGGAUGUUUUCAAUGAAUUGGCGAAGGCGCGCCUAGCGGCUGAACUGAUGGGGGGAUUCAUCGAGACCACGAAUACGGAAGAGGAACUCUCAGACAUAAUAAGUCAAUACCAAGCAAAGAUCAAACAAGUGGACCAACUUAACUACAAUCCCGCAGAGGUGGAGCAGAAUUUAGCUGUGCUGCGGCAUAACCUUGUCGAAGAUGCCAAUCGUUUUAGACUAUCAGAAAAGGUCAUCAAUGAUCUGCGCCAGGUGUACCACGCCAAUGCUAUAAAUUUCCAAAAAUAUCGCUAUCAUUACUUGACGAUGGUUCAGAAUAAUAUUCAGUGUACCCUAGAACAGCGACACUUUAAAGUAAGCUUUGAAUUUAAUCUAAAAGCAAAGACGUGGGACAUUCAUGUCUUUCCGCCAAGCGGCAACAAAACCUCAAGCGCCAAAAGUCUGUCCGGUGGCGAACGCUCUUUCGCGACUGUUUCGUUGCUGAAAGGUCUUUGGACCACUUCAGAUCAUCCGUUUUAUUUUCUAGACGAAUACGACAUCUUCACUGACGAAGUCAAUCGGAAAUUGAUAACCGAACUGCUAAUUAAUGAGGGUCAAGAUUGGCGAAUGCGACAGUAUUGCUUUCUGACACCCCUGGACACGGAAGUGGUAGAGAGUCCAUACAUCAGAAUACUCAAGUUGUCUUCGCCCAAUAAGUGCUCUUCGUAAUUUUAAGACUAAUGUAUUUUACACAAAUGGAAUAAUCUCAUAAUCGAGAAUAUAUUAAGGAAAAUUUACUCCAAGUAACUCCUACAACUUCUUUUUUACAAAAAUAGCACCAUAAAUCAUUAAUUUCCAUAAUAUAACAUACAUAUUUCCCAAAAAAGAGUAUUUAAACUCCCUCUUAGUGGAUGAUAUUUUAUUUCUGUCAUGGCACUGACGUGGUUGAUUGGG